GCUAGGUCUUCAUUUGAUUUGGGGGAGAAUGACCAGAAAAGAAGAAGAAAUAGGAAGAAGGAAGAAGGCUGAGAAAGAGGACUAAGAGGCGUCGAACCCAUCCUCUUCUUCUGUCCUUUCGCCGAGUCGCCAUCGAACCCAGCCACUUCUUCCACGAGCCUAGUUUUGUGAUCUAUGUAGUUUUUCUUUAUUGACUGUCAAGCUCAAUUAGUUAAAGGAUAACAUAAAAAUGACGGUUGUUCUUUAUCCUGAUUAUGUUGUAUAUCGGGAUAGUUAUUGUACAGAACCCCAGUUAACGUUUUCCGACAGUUGCAUCAAAGUCAGUGGCUCAAAAACAUCUGAACCCUUUGAUUUUGAAUGGGGAGUUGAUGAUCUCAUUACUUUUGAGUGUCAGAGGUUUCCAAAAGCUGAAUUUGUGAUGAUAAAACUCCGUGUGAUAUCAAAGGAUGCCCCUCAAGAGGAUAUUGCGGAUGGUGUUUCUGGCUUUGAGGAGUUGAAGAUUGCAGUUGUUGAACCCUAUUGGUCUGAGAAAGAGGAAAGGAUAGCAUCUUUGAAUGCAAAAUAUUUGAAUGCAUGGGUUCUUCUGCAAGAUAGCAUGGGCUUGGAAACAGAUGAGGAUGAUUCACCUGGGCAGGGGCAUCAUUUUCCAAAUUUUGAUGAGCCAUUUGAAGAUGUUGUAUAUCCGAAAGGGGAGGCAGAUGCUGUUUCCAUCAGCAAGAGAGAUGUUGAUCUCUUACAGCCAGAGACAUUUAUUAACGAUACAAUUAUUGACUUCUACAUCAAGUAUUUGAAGAAUCAGAUUCAAUCUAGGGAAAAGCAUAGGUUCCACUUUUUCAAUAGUUUCUUCUUCCGGAAGCUGGCUGACCUGGACAAAGAUCCAUCCAGUGUUUCUGAUGGCAGAGCUGCUUUCCAACGAGUUCGUAAAUGGACAAGGAAAGUGGAUUUAUUUGAAAAGGAUUACAUCUUCAUUCCUGUAAACUUCAAUCUACACUGGAGUCUAAUAGUCAUAUGUCAUCCCGGUGAAGUGCCUAGACUUAAUGAUGGCGACUCAGGCAAGUCACUUAAAGUACCUUGUAUUUUGCAUAUGGAUUCUAUCAAAGGAAGUCAUACGGGUCUGAAAAAUCUAAUUCAAAGUUACUUGUGGGAAGAGUGGAAAGAAAGGAAAAAGGAGGCAUCUGAAGAAAUGUCAUCAAAGUUCCACAACCUGCGGUUUGUCCCACUUGAGUUACCGCAACAGGAAAAUUCAUUCGAUUGUGGCCUGUUUUUGCUCCACUAUCUGGAGCUGUUUCUGGAAGAAGCUCCUGUUUAUUUCAGUCCUUUCAAAAUAACCAAGUUCUCCAACUUCCUUAAUCCAGAUUGGUUUCUUCCUUCCGAGGCUUCUCUCAAGCGUACUCUUAUCCAGAGGUUAAUUUUUGAGCUCCUUGAAAAUCGUUGUCGGGAAGUCUCUUCAGCAGCUUCCAGUGAUGAAGACCAGGCUAAAUUUCCGGAAUGUAACGAGCAUGAAACUGGUGUGCAGUCAUUUUCAGGAAGAUGUGGUCCUGCUAUAGCUUGCCAAGAAAAUAUAUCUAAUUCUCAAGCAGGCCAGGGGAUUGAAAUUACUCUGUUAUCCACACCUUCUCUUAAGAGCUCUGAGUGUGUUAGUGAUGCAGGCUUGGUUCUCAGGGAAUUUUUUGAGCCAGGAGCCACCCCUGGCUCACUAUUUGGACAAUAUCAAUCAUUUGACCAAAAGUCAUCUUUUUACCUUCUUAAUGGAGCUAUACCACCAAUAGAGGAAGACACCGAAAAUGGAGAGCAUUUUGCUUUUACGCCUACAGGAGACUCUGGUUUUCAGCAAAUAACUGGAAUCACAUCUCAAACUUGUGGCAUUCCAUACACAUCAAGAACUUAUGGAGCUGAGACUUCCUAUGACUUGGGAAUAUCUGCACAAGAAGAAAAUGGAAACAUUGAUUCAUCUCCUAAACCAUCAAAUUGUGCCUCUGACCAUUCUGAAGAUUUAGGGGUCAUGGAAGACCAUCCAGUUGGGGAGAAAGAUUUGGGUCUGAGCCAGAAAGAAGAAAUGGAUGUGAACAAUCCAGCUAUGGAAAAUGUCACAUGUUUAACAGAUGGCCUUGUUUCUGCUCCAGGGAAUCCGGAUGCUUCCAUUAUUGAACGUUCUCAAGACCAUGAUAAGGUGCAUGAUGGCAAUAAAAGUGGAGGUUCUCAAGACCAUGAUAAGGUGCAUUAUAAUAAUGGAUAUGGAGGUUCUCAAGACCCUGAUAAGGUGCAUGAGGGCAAUGGAAAGGGAAGUUCUCAAGACCAUGAUAAGGUCCAUGAUGGCAAUGGAAAUGGAGGUUCUCAAGACCCUAAUAAGGUGCAUGAUGGCAAUGAAAAUGGAGGUUCUCAGGACCAUGAUGAGGUUCAUAAUGGCGCUGAAAAUGAAGGUUCUCGAGAUUGUGAUAAGGUGCAUGAUGGGAAUGAAAAUGAAGGUUCUCAGGAUCGUGUGAAGGUGAAUGAUGGCAAUGAAAAUGGAGCUCCACUUUCUUCCUGCCAAGAAAAUCCUGAUAUACCAGCGUAUCAAGACUCUAAUAUGGUAGACAACAGGACAGUCUCAUGUGAUGAUGUGCAGAUGUUCGAUGAUGAUCGGAUGCCUGAGCCUCAAGAGCAACCUGCUGCAAAAAGGCUGCGGCUUACACAACCACUUGAAGGGGAAAAAUGUGUCACAUGAUGCCUGCUUGAGGAUUGAAAUUUGUGAGGCCCUAUAUGCUCUGUUUUGCAUUUCACUGGGUGUUUGUGUAUAAGUAUUUUGAUAGGUGUUCUGGGCCCAAAAAGAAGUACUUUGAUAGGCAGACCUGAAUUCUGUGAAUAGUGUCUGGUCUGUAUAGGCCAUAUGAGGUAUGCGGAUGUAUUGAUAGAAGAAUAGUUUAGAUACUGGGCGCUUAACUUAUAUGUCAGUGAAUUUAUUAGUAAAAAAAGGAGUCUUUCUAAAGCAAUUUUUGUAGUC
Prunus dulcis (almond) is the source of this 2980-nucleotide messenger RNA. RefSeq names its product probable ubiquitin-like-specific protease 2B. Lineage: Eukaryota; Viridiplantae; Streptophyta; Magnoliopsida; Rosales; Rosaceae. The record is from RefSeq and is a predicted model, not a curated record. Gene Ontology annotation, molecular function: cysteine-type peptidase activity. Gene Ontology annotation, biological process: proteolysis. The transcript has 13 exons. Bases 230 to 2704 code for a protein of 824 amino acids.